Molecule: messenger RNA, 735 nt
Organism: Schistosoma mattheei
Lineage: Eukaryota; Metazoa; Platyhelminthes; Trematoda; Strigeidida; Schistosomatidae
Source: the annotation of a GenBank genome assembly
GACCCAUUUGCACAAACAUACACGUCCAAACAUAAACAACGUGAAUCGGUAAUAUAUAAAAGGAAGAGAGUAAUCCAUUUGUAAAGUUGAAAGUCUCCAUAUCACGAUGAAAACAAUCUUCAUUCUCUCCCUGGCUGUCUGUCUUUUCGCUGUUCAAACCGAGUUAGACAAUAAAUCUUGACAUUAUCAUGUUAAUAUGAAGCUAUAUUUUAUAUUUAAAUAUACAUAUAAUCAAUGAUAAUCAUAGAUAUCUAGUGUAAAUACAUGUAUAAGUGAAUAUAUGUGGACACUAUAUGAAUAGGUUUUUAUUUGUUAUCAAUACAGUUUUUCAUGGUGUUUAAAAACGCAAGUUUCUUUCAGUAGAGGAUGUAACUCCGGUCCUGCGAUGAAUAGUUUGUUUCUAGAGGCUGCACAAACUCUUGGAAGUCUGAAAACAUGCGCGACCAAAACCAAUGGAAUGGUGGAGGAAUAUUUCAAAGAAGAUGGUUUGGGUCAGAAGAUGAAUGAAGUUGUGCAUAUUCUUCUUCAACGACUUAAUAAACGUUUUAAAAAGAUUUGCUCAUGAACUCACAACUACCUGUCAAUCAAGCAAUCAGCCCAUCUGUGCCAAUAAAAAUGCAUGGACAAUCAACCACUGAAAAUAAUUUACAAUCGAUUGAUUAUAUUUGUAACUAAAACGUUUUUUUCUACAUGUUUUCAAUGUGUAAUUUAAUAAAAUUUGUAUACUGUGCACAA